CACAAAACUAUUUUGCACAUAAACAACAACCAUCAAAUCUGUUGGACUAAAACUGUAAAGUACCCAAUACUAUAGGGACAAUUCUUAAUUUACCCUCCUAAAUAUCACGCGUUAAAAAUAAAAUAAAAGUAAACCACCUGUCACAGCCUCCUUCCUCUACCACGCAAACCACCAGAUCGAAACCCCACAAUACUGCUCCACACAGACUCCACAGAAAUCUAUAUAUACAUCGCCAUUCUCAUAUCAACAACUUAAAGUCACCCACAAUCACAAACACUCCCAACAAACAAUUGCUUCACUCAAAAGUCAUAACUUAUAGCUAACUAGCAAAAACUACCAACAACCGUAAAUUCACCACAUAUAUUUGUCACACUACCAACGUAUGGAUACCUUUAUCGAAUCUUACAACCCAUUUCCAGCAGUAUCAUCGGAAAGUGUUCCAUUAGCACACUUUUUGACCUCAUGUCGUAGCAAAAGCUCAGUCUUGAAUGCGGCUGCUGAAUCCGAAGUGAUGUUGGCUUCACGAAACCCGAAGAAGAAGGCCGGAAGGAAGAAGUUUAGAGAGACUCGACACCCGGUUUACCGAGGAGUGAGAAUGAGGGAUAACGGGAAGUGGGUUUGUGAGUUAAGAGAACCGAACAAGAACAUGAGGGUGUGGUUAGGGACUCAUCCUACAGCUAUAAUGGCAGCAAGAGCACAUGAUGUGGCGGCGUUUGCCUUCAGGGGACGACGGGCUUGUUUGAAUUUUGUUGAUUCUGUGUGGCGGCUGCCGGUCCCGAAGUCUAGCAGUAUUGUAGAUAUACAAAAGGCCGCUGCCGAAGCUGCGGAGGCUUUUAGAUACUCGGAGGAAGAGGUGGAGAUUGUGGAUACGAAGGAGUUGCCGGAAAUUUUGUAUUACGUGGAUGAAGAAGAUAUUUUUGAGAUGCCGGAAUUUUUUGUCAGCAUGGCGGAGGGACUGAUGGUAGCGCCUCCGCAGACGGUGGGAUAUGGCAGUUAUGAGGAUAACGUCGAAUUUUUUGUUGACGAGUCUUUAUGGAGCUUCUAGAUUAAUUUAUUACUUUUAAAUUUAAGAUAGAUUGUUGAUUCAUUUUCCCUCAUGACUAGUUGAUUUUUGUAGACUAGCCAAUGAGAUACAUAUAGUAUGCAACACAUUUGCAUUGUAAAAAAGAAAUAUGAAUUCUAUAAAAUUAUUGGGUUAGACA
Lactuca sativa (garden lettuce) is the source of this 1202-nucleotide messenger RNA. Its product is annotated as dehydration-responsive element-binding protein 1E. Lineage: Eukaryota; Viridiplantae; Streptophyta; Magnoliopsida; Asterales; Asteraceae. The record is from RefSeq and is a predicted model, not a curated record. Gene Ontology annotation, biological process: regulation of DNA-templated transcription. Gene Ontology annotation, molecular function: DNA binding; DNA-binding transcription factor activity.